UCAAUGUGUGCUGGCGGAGGGCGCGGCCUGCGCACCUGCGGGGGCGUGGCUUUGCCCUGCCCCACCUCCCUCAGGAGCCUCCGGGAAGGCGGCGGCCGCGCAGCGGGAGCAGCCCGGUCUCCGCGCAGCGAGGCGGCUCGGGCGGGCGGCCGUCAGGAGCAGCCAUGUCUGUGCAGGUGGCAGCCCCUGGAAGCACAGGGCUGGGCCCAGAACGCCUGAACCCCGAGGAGCUGGUGCGGCAGACACGACAGGUUGUACAGGGACUGGAGGCCCUGCGGGCCGAGCACCAUAGUCUGGCUGGGCACCUGGCGGAGGCCCUGGCUGGACCAGGCCCUGUGGCUGGUGUGGAGCUGCUGGAAGAGAAGCAACAGGUGGUGAACCACUCGCUGGAGGCCAUCGAGCUGGGGCUGGGUGAGGCCCAGGUGCUGCUGGCCCUGUCCGCACACGUGAGUGUGUUGGAGGCUGAGAAGCAGAGGCUACGGGCACAGGCACGGAGGCUAGCCCAAGAGAACACAUGGCUUCGAGAGGAGCUGGAGGAGACACAGAGGCGACUGCGGGCCAGCGAGGAGGCUGUGGCCCAGCUGGAAGAGGAGAAGAGCCACCUCCAGUUCCUGGGGCAGCUGAGGCAGUAUGACCCGCCCGAGGAGAGCCAGAGGCCCGAGUCCCCCCCUCGCCGAGACAGCUUGGCAUCUCUGUUCCCCAGUGAAGAGGAGGAAAAGAAAGGUCCUGAGGCAGCAGGAGCAGCAGCCGCGCAGCAGGGUGGCUAUGAGAUCCCAGCUCGUCUGCGGACCCUGCACAACCUGGUGAUCCAGUAUGCUGGCCAGGGCCGCUAUGAGGUGGCAGUUCCCCUAUGUCGCCAGGCUCUGGAGGACCUGGAGCGGAGCUCGGGCCACUGCCAUCCUGACGUGGCCACCAUGCUCAACAUCCUGGCACUCGUGUACAGGGACCAGAACAAAUACAAGGAAGCUACGGAGCUUCUUCACGACGCCCUGCAGAUCCGGGAACAGACGCUGGGUCCUGAACACCCUGCAGUGGCUGCCACCCUCAACAACCUGGCUGUCCUCUAUGGAAAACGUGGACGUUACCGGGAGGCAGAACCCCUCUGCCAGCGUGCUCUGGAGAUCCGUGAGAAGGUCCUGGGUGCAGACCACCCUGAUGUGGCCAAGCAGCUCAACAACCUGGCCCUACUGUGCCAGAACCAGGGCAAGUUUCAGGACGUGGAGCGGCACUAUGCGCGGGCCCUGAGCAUCUACGAGGCCCUGGGCGGGCCACAGGACCCAAAUGUGGCCAAGACUAAGAACAACCUGGCCUCAGCCUACCUGAAACAGAACAAGUAUCAGCAGGCAGAGGAGCUAUACAAGGAGAUCCUCAGCCAGGAGGCCCUGCCCGCCCCACUUGGAGCCCCCCAGGGAGGCACAGCAGGCGAUACACAGCAGCAGGUAAGCAGGCUCCACCUCAGGUCCUUGUUGGGCCCCCACCAUGUCCCCACACAUCACUGUGCCCUCCCCAGGUCCUGCGCAGGAGCAGUUCCUUCUCUAAGCUCCGGGAAUCCAUCAGGCGAGGAAGCGAGAAGCUGGUCUCCCGCCUCCGAGGAGAGGGCAUGGCAGGGGCUGCCGGGUGAGUGCCGGGAGAGGUCAGCAGUCUGUCAGGAACCAUCCGUGACAUCAGUCAGAGCCAGGGAUCUGCAGUCUUCCCUGUCUCACUCCUGUCUUUUUGGGCUCCUCUUCAGGAUGAAGAGAGCCAUGUCACUCAAUAUGCUGAACGUGGAUGGUCCCAGGGCUGCCCGGACGCAGCUCUCCCAGCUCUCAACCCGGCACCUGAGUGAGGCCCCUCGGACCCUGAGCAUCAGCACACAAGAUCUGAGCCCGCGCUAAGUGGACUGGCUGCAGAGGCCACAGCUUCUCAAGGAUCAGGAAGGGUGGGUGGUCACCCUGCACCCUGCCUGGGCAGCUCUUGUAGAUCGCUCCCUGCAAUUAAAGGCGGUGCACUGGUACUGGGUGUUUGCCGAGGGCCCUGGGACCUUCCAGCACCUCCCAGGAGCCACAGGCGGUCACCCCACAGCCCCGCUGUUCAGA
Messenger RNA from Mus musculus (house mouse), 2075 nucleotides. It is a transcript of the gene Klc3, whose product is annotated as kinesin light chain 3. The transcript is spliced from 11 exons. The record is from RefSeq and is a predicted model, not a curated record. Gene Ontology annotation, cellular component: mitochondrion; kinesin complex; cytoskeleton. Bases 165 to 1874 code for a protein of 569 amino acids. NCBI's taxonomy places the organism in Eukaryota, Metazoa, Chordata, Mammalia, Rodentia, Muridae. Gene Ontology annotation, biological process: axo-dendritic transport.